GCUGGUAUUGUUGUCUGUUAAAAAUUUGUUUUAUUGUCUGCUAGGCUGAAGCUUAGGGUCUGAAUCGUAUUACACUUGCACUUCGUCUACCAACUGCCGGCCCAAAACCAUGCUCGUUCGACUUUGACACCAGAGCCUGUAAGGCAACCGGAUGCGGCCGCCGCCAAAACAUCUACGUAAGGAGCCAGUCCACCAGAAGCCAGCUUAUUAGGAAGCCGAAAACGUCCCGGUAGAGAAUUUUUCCCGUUUUCGUGGUCGCAAAGUUGUGUAACCAGCAUGGAGGGAGACAAGCACACCUAAACCCAUCAUCACGACACACCUUAUCAUUACGAUACCCCACAGCACGCACAGCACCCGAUCGACAGCGCAGCCGGCAGCCUUGCGAGGAUAUAUCAGGAAAUGGAUCCGUGGCGGAGUCCUGCAUUGCAGAACGCAAAACUGCGAGCUAUCUUAUCAUCUUACCGAAAUCCAUCUUCCACGGAUCCACGAGAGCAUAUUGAGGAGAGUGACAUGUCAGCACCACCCGCUUACCAUAUGGUCGUCGAUCCCGAAGCACAAACAUGCAGCAUGUCGUCGUACGAGUCCGAAGCAGAAGAAAGGGAAGAUAGCGAAGACGAGACGCCAGAAAUCACCAUCAACGCUGCGACCCAGAUCCGAGGAAAUGGGAACAUCGUCUCCAUCGCGCAAAUGGAGAGCGUGCGGAUAGCAAACCUCGUCGCGACAAUACUUUCCGGCGAUACGAUCCCGUCAGAUCCCACCGCACCGCAAACACCACCAAUACCUUCGCCGCCGCAGGGCCCCGUCACAAACCCUUCGAUGAGCAGAACCAAGGGGAGGAGAGGCGGUCUGAACGUAAACAUCACCGUCAACUGCGGCGCGACCAUCAUCGGCGACCGCAACAUCGUCGGCCCCGGGCUGGGAGAUAUCGCACGACAGAUGCAACUCGCGCAGCGCAACACCGCACUGCAAGUGCACACCCAGCAACAACAAGCUAAGGUCUUCCGGCAGCAGACGCUAGCUCAGGGUCUUGCGCAAAUCCAGGCGCAGAAGCAGGAGCAGAAGCAGGCGCAGAUGAACCUCCAGCAUAGUCUGGAGCGGGGCGAGGGGCUCAAGCAAGGCCAUCAGAAUCUGUAUCAGAGCCAGGCGGGGCUGGUGACUACUGGGGGGAUAACAAGGCAGGCCACGCCGCCUAUGAGUCGAAGCGAGAGUGAAGGGAGUGACGGGAGCCCGAAGGGAAAGAGGAAGGCGGAGGACGAUGCCGGGGAGGGGCUGCUCAUGUUGAAGAGGUGUUGAGUUGAUGUAUUUGGUUCAGGGUUUGGCGUUGAGGCAGUCGAUGCAUUUGCAGGCGUCCUUUAUGAAGUCAUGACGGGAUAGAGUCACACUGGUGCUGUUGCUCCUCACAUACUUGUUAGUUGAGAGGUCCACAUCUUCGAUAAUGAUCAUGGUAUUGUUUCCUCCACA
Molecule: messenger RNA, 1461 nt
Organism: Didymella exigua CBS 183.55
Lineage: Eukaryota; Fungi; Ascomycota; Dothideomycetes; Pleosporales; Didymellaceae
Exons: 2
Coding region: 400-1293 (297 amino acids)
Source: RefSeq, a predicted model, not a curated record